UCAAACAGCUUCAAGGCAACAGUUUCCGCUUCAAAAUGCAUUUGCUCUUACUACCCACAAGGUACAAGGUUUAACCCUACCACACAUCACUACAAGCGUUGAUAAAACUGUGUUUGCUGAAGGCCAA
This is a messenger RNA of Dentiscutata heterogama, 127 nucleotides long. NCBI's taxonomy places the organism in Eukaryota, Fungi, Glomeromycota, Glomeromycetes, Diversisporales, Gigasporaceae. The record is from the annotation of a GenBank genome assembly.